Molecule: messenger RNA, 1848 nt
Organism: Mycosarcoma maydis (corn smut)
Lineage: Eukaryota; Fungi; Basidiomycota; Ustilaginomycetes; Ustilaginales
Exons: 1
Coding region: 1-1848 (615 amino acids)
Source: RefSeq, a predicted model, not a curated record
AUGGAUGCGAACCCCUUUGCAGUGUGGGACGAUCCCGCACCCGCACCCGCUUCGACAUCUUUGACCACUGCCUCGUCGUCCAAUGGACCGAAAGACUUAAAGGAUGACAAAAUGAUCGAGCAAGAAGCACGUCUAUCUCUAGAAUACCAAGACGAGGAUCCUGGCUGGGGUGCUGGAUCUGCAUUGGCAUCGCGAGAUAACAGUCCGGAGAAGACGAGAAAUCAAGCGACAUGGUCGCGCGCUGCACCUUCUGCUGUCCUGCCAAUCUCAGAGAACGCAAUCUCGAAUCAAGCAUCAGCGUCCGCUUCUACAGAGGCGCAAGAGGAUUCAGAUCCAGGGCUGGUCCAAGUGCCUGCCAUUACGACAGAAGUAGCCGAAGCAUCGGCGGCGACAGUGAAGGAUGCUGCUGCACACGCAGGAGGAGAUCAGACCAGCACGGAUGAGCCCACAGCAAGAGCAGAUACAGAACAGGUCCAGGACGACCAAGACGACAACACAGACGCCUUUGAAGACUCGCGGCAGGAGCAGGCUGUACAGGUGCAGGAUCUCUCGUCGCCAGAGGAGCUUGAUGAAAAGGCGACCAUUGCAGCGGUCCCGGUUGAAGCGGCUGAGGAUGAUGACGGGUUUGACGAUUUUGGAGAAGCAGCAGGUGAAGACGACGGAGCAGCUGCCAACGACGACUUUGGCGAUUUUGACGACUUUGAGACGGGUGAUGCGCAAGAUGAGGUCGGUUUUGGUGACGAUGACUUUGGCGACGACGGGUUCGGUCAAUCCAUGGGGCACACAGAGCAAGCAGCGCCGGCACCGAUCCGCACCGUGGCAUCAACAAACCGAGAUUGGUCUGCUUUGGACGUCACAACAAGGUCGAAUCGAAUCGAUCUGGCCAGUUGCGUCGCCGCUCUGCUCCCGCUGUCGGCUGCAGCAGAAAGAGAGCUAGACAGUGCAGGACUUCGUCAGGUGGAAGGGCCAUCGCAGGUGCUGGUAAGCGCAGAAUGCCGUCAGCUUUGGACGGAUCUGUCGUCAUUGCCGUCGGUCAAGCCGAUCGACUGGGUGCGUAGCAAGACUCGACGUGACUAUCUCAUAUCGAUGGGUGUGCCGGUCAACCUUGAUGAGAUCCACUCGUCGUUUGCAUCUGGCUCGGGCGGAUCCAAGCAAUUGCCACCGCUGCAGCUUCAUUACGACUCGUCGACUGGAAGUGGAUCGGCUUUGGUGGAUUCGAACGGCAGCGUUCCACAGAGGAGCUCGAGCUUGAAGCUGUCGGGAAGUUCGGCACCAGCGUUGGCGGCGCAACGAUCUGCUUCGACGUCCAACAGUCCGCGAAAUGGCAAUUCGAGCCCAGCGCUGGGAUCGAGUACGAAUCGCGAGCGUAUGGCGGAGCGACGAAUGCAAGAGCUUGGAUUGGGCGCUGCACCAGCGGUAGAUCUGCGGCGAGCGCAGGAGCUGGUCAACAAGAGUGAGGAUCAGCUGACUCUUCUCUCGCUGCCGGCGCUCAAGUCGAUGCUGAGGGAGCUCAACACGAUGACAAGGUCGACGUCGAGUCUGUUGACGCACCACUUGACGCUGAGGGAGAGCUAUCAGGCGGAUUCGGAAAUGUACAACUCGAUGAUCAAGGAGCUGGUCACGGGUGCAGCCAGCAGGUUUAGUGGGAGCAGCGGAUCAUCGGGAGGAAGCAAUUCGGUAGCCGGAGGCCGAGGGGACAGUCGCCGAUCGACAACGAUGGGCUUGAGCGCAUCCAGUUCAGGCAAGGCGAGGGUCAACAGCUUACCGGUUGGCUCGACGGCCAUGUCCGGGACACGGUCCAUGAGUCCCUCGCUUCGAGGCGGUGUCGGGACGAGCCCACGACGAUGA